Messenger RNA from Capsella rubella, 567 nucleotides. RefSeq lists its product as uncharacterized. Lineage: Eukaryota; Viridiplantae; Streptophyta; Magnoliopsida; Brassicales; Brassicaceae. The record is from RefSeq and is a predicted model, not a curated record. The transcript has a single exon.
AACCAUCUUUUAAGUCAUGUCUUGCCUGAGAAUUAGGCUUCUCCCUGCCAAAAGAGCUUGGAAGAGCUUCACAGCCAAGCUUCGGAGAUCCAAAACCAAGCACAGUGCUGCAACUUCGAACAAACAUUUCUUCAGUUCGAGCCACGGACCUAGAAAGAAUCUUCAAGACAGAGAUUCCCGUGUUUUUUUCAUCCGUCUAAAGAGAGGUUGUUUCUUCAAGAAGAAACGCAAAGCUGUUGUAUACGUUGAUAAGCUCUUCAGUGAACCUAUGGCUGUAUCCAAUUAGAUUCCAGCAAAGCAGUGGAAGCCAAAGGAAGAAUUGUUUCCCGAGAAGGGAAUAGACGAAAGAGCUGAAGAGUUCAUCACUAGAGUGAAAGCAGAGAUCCUCGCUUCACGCAACUUGUAGCACCCAUCAUCAACACAAUGUACCAAACUUGAUAAGUAGUAUUCUUCUGUUCUGUGUAUAAAUAGAACAACUCCAACUAUUCUGUACAAAAUUAUUUGCCUUUAGCUAUUAGCUCGAGUAUGUAAUUAUUCUUGUAAAUCCUAUAUACUCCUUGACAAACA